Aureobasidium namibiae CBS 147.97 is the source of this 405-nucleotide messenger RNA. RefSeq lists its product as uncharacterized. The record is from RefSeq and is a predicted model, not a curated record. The transcript has 2 exons. Bases 1 to 405 code for a protein of 134 amino acids. Lineage: Eukaryota; Fungi; Ascomycota; Dothideomycetes; Dothideales; Saccotheciaceae.
AUGGAGUGGUCAAAGAAGCAAUACAACCAGCAGUAUGAGAACUGGAUGCCUUGGGUCGAGGAUAAUAUUCUUUACUACUUCACCAAGGACAACAAGGCCUCAUACGCUACCAAAGACCAGCUCAGCAAGACCAAGAUCACUGGCAACGAACAAGUCGACAACCUCCAGGACGGCGUAAACAACCUCGCAGCCGGUCAAGUCGGACAGGGCGGGCUCCUACAACCCGUCGGCGACAAGGUCUCCAAGGAGGGUAUCAACCGCACAGAGAGAGGAGGCAAGGACGACAGCGGCAGCUACACUGGUGCAAUGGGCGACAGUGCCCAGGCUGGUGCCAGCAAGGUCACCGAGGGCGCAAAGGGUGCAGGCAGCUACGUCGGAAGCUUCUUCGGCGGCAAGAAGCAGUAA